AAUUUUCCGGAGAGGACAUGGCGCAACCAACACGUGCAAUUAUCGAUGUUUUACUGUAGUUAUUCAGCCUCCAGGUCUGAAAAGGCAUUAACAUACAGCUGAACAACAGAAUCUCAGCAACAACAUGACAGCCAAUCAAUUUGAGGACGUCAUAGAACAGUUAGGAGGCUUCGGGCCUUAUCAAAGAAGGAUAUUUUUGUUGGUCAGUUUGUUUGAGACUCCGGCAGCAUGGGCAAUGUUACUGCCUGUAUUCACAGGAGCAACACCCACAUGGUCAUGUCCUUUGAUGAUGAACUACACAUAUACAAAUCAUGACAAUGAAAACGUCACAGGUGAUCACCAUGGUAACAGGACAGUUGAUCACCAUGGUAACUAUAGUAGUGGGAACAUGACAUAUGCAGAAACAGGGGCAUGUAGCUCAGAUGGAAGUAUUUGUCAAUCAGUGCAGUAUUCCAAAGAUUAUACAUCAGUGGUAUCAGAAUGGGGUCUGAUAUGUAACCAAGACUACGUAAGUGAUCUCAUCACAACAGUUCAGAUGGUAGGUGUACUCGUUGGUGCAUGUAUUACUGGACAACUUGCUGACACAUUCGGGAGGCGGAAAAUAUUCUACAUCAUAUAUGCAUUAUUACUAGGCGUUGGAUUUGCAUCUUCAUUUGCCAACUCAUGGCAGCUUUAUGCUGCAUGCAGGUUCUUCGUAGGCGGUCUUAUCGGAGGAACUAUGGUGGUAAACUUUGUUCUCCCCAUGGAGUUUAUCAGCCCAAGAUGGCGGACAUUCUGUGGCUGUGUAGGAUUCUGGGCUGUCGGGGUUAUGACCUUGCCAAUUUUUGCAUAUUUUAUCAGAGACUGGCGCCAUCUCUCAAUGGCCACCUCUGCCUGUGGAUCUCUACUCCUUUUAACAUGGUGGUUUGUACCAGAGAGUGCCAGAUGGCUGAUCCAGAAAGGACGACUAGAGGAGGCUAGGCAGAUCAUACGCCACAUAGCUAAAUAUAACAAUAAACCUGUACCAGAUUUAACAUUCCUUGAACAAUAUGUGGAGGAGAAAGAGAAGAAACAGACAAGGGAGGAGUACAGUUAUAUAGAUUUGUUUAGGAGUCCUACCACGACAAAAUGCACGCUCAUUAUUUGUUAUGCAUGGUUUGUGUGCAGCUCAACAUACUAUGGGCUGUCAUUAAAUGUGAAAAAUCUCUCAGGAAGUCGUUAUCUGAAUUUUUUCAUAUCUGGUCUUGUUGAGAUACCAGCUCUACUUCUAGUCUUAGCAAUAAAUAACAGAAUUGGAAGAAGGAAAACAAUAUUUAUACUACUGUCAAUAGGAGGCCUAAGUUGCUUCGUUAUCUUAUUUAUUGAUUUAGCAGGUAAACUGGAAGAAUUGAGUGUUCUUGUGACUGUCCUGGCCAUGCUUGGCAAAUCUGGGAUUUCUGGAGCUUGGGCAGCUUCACAAAUUAUUGCAGCUGAAUUAUUCCCCACAUUGAUAAGGAACAUUGGAGUUGGUGCCUGUUCAAUGUCUGCUAGAGUUGGGGGUAUAGUGGCUCCACAGAUAGUCUUUCUAACCAAAUUUGGAGAACCCAUUCCUUUUAUAUUGUUUGGCAGCUUUGCUCUUGUGUGUGCAGUUUUGAUUUGUCUGCUCCCGGAGACCCUUAAUAAGCCACUGGAGGACAUUGUACAAGAUUGGUCGUGGCGGAAAUCCACAAGAUCUCAGAAUGGCCAUGUGAAAGCCAAUGGAACAUUACCAGAUCGUAUGGACACACAAAUGGAUGAAAUUAUUGUAAAAGAUGGCUUAGUUGUAAUUGAUGGCACCACUCAAGAAAGACGGAAAUUGAUUCAUGGAAAUGUAAAUGUGGAAAACGAGGAACAUAAGGCGGAAACCACAGCUUUGUGAAGAGUGAUUCAAUGAAUUAUUAUGAGCCUCAACACAGGAAAA
Messenger RNA from Owenia fusiformis, 1918 nucleotides. NCBI's taxonomy places the organism in Eukaryota, Metazoa, Annelida, Polychaeta, Sabellida, Oweniidae. The record is from the annotation of a GenBank genome assembly.